AUGGUUAAGGCCGUGGCUGUCCUCCGUGGUGAUUCCAAGGUCACCGGCUCAGUGACCUUUGAGCAAACCUCCGAAUCCGGCCCCACCACCGUCACCUACGACCUCCAGGGUCACGACCCUAACGCCGAGCGUGGCUUCCACAUCCACCAGUUUGGCGACAACACCAAUGGCUGCACCAGCGCUGGCCCUCACUUCAACCCCUUCGGCAAAGGCCACGGUAGCCCCAGCGACGACGACCGCCACGUCGGCGACCUAGGCAACAUCAAGACCGACGGCCAAGGCAAUGCUAAGGGCACCAUCACCGACUCGCAGAUCAAGCUGAUCGGCGAGCACUCUGUUCUGGGCCGCACCGUCGUCACCCACGCCGGCACCGACGACCUGGGCAAGGGCGGCAACGAGGAGUCCAAGAAGACGGGCAACGCCGGUCCCCGUCCCGCUUGCGGCGUCAUUGGCAUUGCCCAGUAA
This is a messenger RNA of Cyphellophora europaea CBS 101466, 465 nucleotides long. Its product is annotated as superoxide dismutase [Cu-Zn]. The record is from RefSeq and is a predicted model, not a curated record. The coding region runs from base 1 to 465 and encodes 154 amino acids. Gene Ontology annotation, molecular function: copper ion binding; superoxide dismutase activity. Gene Ontology annotation, biological process: removal of superoxide radicals. The transcript has 4 exons. Lineage: Eukaryota; Fungi; Ascomycota; Eurotiomycetes; Chaetothyriales; Cyphellophoraceae.